Molecule: messenger RNA, 645 nt
Organism: Ipomoea nil (Japanese morning glory)
Lineage: Eukaryota; Viridiplantae; Streptophyta; Magnoliopsida; Solanales; Convolvulaceae
Exons: 2
Coding region: 1-645 (214 amino acids)
Source: RefSeq, a predicted model, not a curated record
AUGACGAGCUGGCCUACAGUCAACAUCAAUUCCAUUCCAACGAACAACACAGCAGGUACCUCAGCAACGAAUCCAGCAAGCAAAAGAGUCGGAAAUACAGCUCUGGCGGGUGGAUCUAAUCUGCAGGAGGUAAAUUACGAUCCUCAAUCACAAUCUAAUCCGUAUUACCUACACAUUAACGAGAAUCCAGCAUUGGAACUUGUUUCCUUCCCUUUGGAUGGAUCGAAUUAUCACGCCUGGGCUAGGGCCAUGACCAUGGCAUUAUCCUGCAAAAACAAAGUGGCUUUCAUUAAUGGGGUGAUCAAGAAACCUUCCCAAGAUGACCUAGAAAGAUACUACAUCUGGGAAAGAUGCAAUAAUAUAAGACGAUUCAGUCAACAAGAUCUGUUUAGGGUUGCGGAGAUUAUGUGUGAGAUAUACCAAAAAAAGCAGGGGGAUGAAUCCUUGAAUGAAUACUUUACAAAACAAAAGCUGCUAUGGGAUGAGUUGAUCAUACUCAAGCCUCCAAAGAUCUGCACCUGCAACAAGUGUGAUUGUGGUAAGAAAUUGGAUGAGAUAGUUGAGCAAGGAGAGAAGGACAAACUGUCCAUCUUUCUAAUGGACUACAUGAGAGAUACACUGCUGCUAGGGAUCAGAUCAUGUUAA